AUUGAAAUUCGCAAUCUAAAAUCAUCAAAAAUGUCGUAAAAAAUACGAACGUUGCAAACGUUUGGCACGGUCACUGGCACCUUAGCGUGUUAGUCAUUUCUGACGUUGAUACGGCAGUACGGGCCUGUACGGCGGAUUUUUUCAGUUUUUACUUGAAGUCAGUAUCAACGGUUCUCACCUUAUUCAAAAUUAGAAUCCAUGUGUUCAUUAGGAAACUUUAUAGAGCGUUGCACAGUCUAAAACCUGUAUAUCUGUCAGCAAAUGCAUUUUAUGCCAGUAUGUAUGUGUAUGGACUAACAGGUCAUCUAGGGUCAACAAAAUGACUACUGGAUCCACGAUGGUUUGCAGGGAGAACAUGAUUAUCGCCAACAUUCAACCACGCCUUUAGAAAUCCCGCAUCCCGAAGAGCGGUACUGUUGAAGGUCAAAUACAAUCCCGCGGCUGUCCCUGGAAUCCAGCAGACCACGGUGCUAACGGUCAAACCGGCGAGUAAGAACAGUGCAUGCUUCGGCUCCUUCCUAACACUCACGAUCCGCUCACGCUGUUUUUGGCUGGCUGAUAACCGCUCGAUGCAACACCAGCAGUUCCGCGCCUAAACCUCCUCCCGCGCCAACAAAUUUAAUAAAUAUUUAUCGCAGCCAUAUAAACAACAUGGGACUUCCGACCAGAACAACGGCGCGCACAGCAAACCACGAAUUUAAAGGUUUCACGUUCAUUAUGCAGAUUUCCCCAAAGAUGGGGGACAUUUUAUGGGAAACAGCGUCCAAUAAUAAUUCCGGCAGCAUGAUAAUAUGUACGUACAUCCACAUAUUGACACACAGAAUAAUGGCCACUUUCUGGCUGUGAUGUUUGCGGUAAUGAAUUUGUCUGAGGAUGGCCCACAAUCGAUUAAUGGAUACCAGAAGAUGCGCCUGGAUCAUCACCGGAGGUAAGGCGAAUUUAGCAUAAUUGAACAGGCUGCACCCCAAAUCGCUCAUAAUCCAGCGCACGCCAUCUAAUUGAUCGGCGAUGCUAAUUGAUCCGCUUAUCGUGAUGAAGAGAAGCGUCACGGCUGUGAGGUUGAUCAGGUAGACAGUGAAGGUGGUAGGUAGUUUUCGGGCCAAUAAGAGGAUUAUUAGCAGCCCCACGUAAAGGUUGAAUUCAACGAUAAAUUUAGGAAUGCCGAGUACUGACUCGGUGGUAUAAGUCAGGCCAUCGUUUGUUUGCAAUGUUUCAUUCAAAGGGCGCAUCAUGCACAAUCCGAUACACAAUCCAAUUCCUGGCUUCGAUUCACUCCGCAUCUGCACUAAUGUCACUGCUUCUUCCCAAUCACGCUGCUGUGGACUCCACCGAUGCACGGGAAAAGUGGAAAGUGAAGAGCGGUCAGACAGAUCUUCCCGAACUCAACUUCCAAAACUGUCAACGAUCGUGGGACUUACCGCUGUGUAAUGCGUCACUGUCAACACUGCUGGAUGUUUUCCGUGACGACGAAACUAACAGAGCCCGUCUCCUUGCCCAGUCCAAACCGGAAGCCGGCAUCUGGUUAAAUGCGCUGCCUUCGGCACAUAUCGGAAACCUACUCGAUGACGACACUUUGAAGAUUUCAGUCGGGCUUAGGCUGGGCGCAGUAAUCUGUGAAGCACAUUCUUGUGCAAAAUGCCGCAAACCAGUUGACGUGUAUGGCCACCACGGAUUGUCAUGCUCCUUCUCCGUCGGUAGACACCCUCGCCAUGGCGGGCUGAACAGUAUUGUGUGCCGAUCAUUAGUAUCGGCGGGUAUCCCGGCGAAGCUUGAGCCCCGCGGCACAUCCCACACGUCCGAGCGACGUCCGGACGGAUGCACGACGUUUGCCUGGAAGCGUGGCAUGUGCUUAGCUUGGGACGUCACCUGCGUCGACACCGUCGCUUUGUCGCAUAUCAAGUCAAAUUCAACAGCGGCGGGAUCCGCCGCUGCCCAGGCCGAAGACAGGAAGACCAGACAAUAUGCGUACCUCGUCGGCAGAUACAUUUUUGCGGCGUUAGCUUUUGAAACAUUCGGGCCCUGGGGAAAAUCGGCAUCCGCUUUAGUGAAGGAAAUCGGAAAGCGAUUGCAGCAGCACACGGGUGAACCUCGAUCACACGAAUUCUUACGCCAGCGUCUAUCGAUCGAAAUCCAGCGGGGCAACGCGGCGUCUGUCCUUGGAACCAUUGAUUUAACGGAUAAUUUGAGAGAAAUUUUUCUGUUAUAAUAAAUCAUUUUUUUUGUUGUUAACAAAAUCUGCAGUGUGA
Paramacrobiotus metropolitanus is the source of this 2246-nucleotide messenger RNA. RefSeq lists its product as uncharacterized. Lineage: Eukaryota; Metazoa; Tardigrada; Eutardigrada; Parachela; Macrobiotidae. Bases 1208 to 2206 code for a protein of 332 amino acids. The record is from RefSeq and is a predicted model, not a curated record. The transcript has 2 exons.